GGGCAGAUGACACUGGACUGUAUUUCAUGACCUUCCCAGCUCAUUGGUUUAUCCAGUAGUUCACUUCCAUAAAGAGAAAGUGGAGGAUUUGGAGGACUAUGUCUGAUUGCAAUAUAUACCUUCUUAACACAUCCUCAGCUCAGGAACUCCGUUUGGGUCACUGACUCUGACGACUCCUCCCGCAGAAAUCUGAUCAAGAUCCUACAGCAAUAAUGGCCACUGAGCAAAGGCUCUCGGCAAGGAGAAAGCACACCCUCAAGAGUUGCAUGCUGAUGGUAGCAAACAACUUGUUGGAGACAGAAGCUACAGCGAAGGCUCAGGAGCGGGAGACGUUCCUGGCAGAGGCAUGUCCUCCUGUGGACGUGCCGUACUCCCGGGAUGAGCUCCUGGAACUUUGCAAGAAACUUCAUGAGCAGAUUGGCGUCAGUGAAGAAGAGCGAUACUCUGCAGAAUUUAAGCUGAACUUGGUGCUUAAUGAGGUCAGGGACCUUAACAUCAAGAUUAUGGAUCUUCGAGGAAAGUUUAAGAGACCCCGACUCAAGAAGGUGCGAAUGUCUGCUGACGCCAUGCUGAAGGCCCUGCUGGGCUCCAAGCACACGGUCAACAUGGACCUGAGGGCCAACCUGAAGCAGGUCAAGAAGGAGGUCAAGGAAGAGGACAAACAGCUGCGGGAUGUGGGAGACUGGCGUAAGAACAUUGAAGACAAGUCUGACAGGAAGAAGAUGUUUGACAGUUAAAUGAAAACUCCAAACCAUCUGCCUUGAGACAGACCCUCAGGGCUGUAUCAGGUGUUGUCUCUGAGCAACAGAAGCAUUUUACUCCAAAAUGUGACAUGAAAGAAACGAGAUGGAAGGUUUGGUGGUCACCCUAAAAUAAUAUUCCAGGUUGUAGUCGUUGAUCAUCUAAAGAAAUAAAAGGCCUGCUAUUGAGAACCUUUGUAAAAAUUGUAAGUGAACUGUAAAAGUGAGCUGUUUUCUUCUUAAGUUGGUUUGUACUUUGUAAUUACUCAAAGUAUUUUCACAUUUCAGGAGAAAAUUCACUAAGAAUGAAAAAACGAAAGUUUGCUUUUGUAUGUUUUCACAUUUUGGAGCUAAUGCUUCUGGUUGAUGUAAGCUGCUUUCUGCUUUUGCUUGUCUGAAAACCAUUUUGAUGUAUCUGUGCAUAAGUACAAAAUGAUCGAUGUAGUUUUGCUUUUGCUUUUGGGCUAAAAUUUUACAGUAGUCUGAAAACACAAUCGCCAAUGUAACUCCACUGAUGCAGUUCUCAUUUGAGGACGUGGUUUAAAAUGUUUUGAUCUGCUUUGUUCCUUCUUCCAGACUUCUCUCGGCAUGCUCCUGUUGGUAAUUGUAGUGAUGAAACAUUAGCGCUACACUAUAACUGUCAGUUAUUUUGUAUGUAAGUACUGUGGUUCGACUGAACGUUCUGAUAAGAUUUGAACGCCACGGUCCUUUUGUAAUUAUGAUGGAAUGCAUCAACAUCCUCUAUAAAGACAACUUCCUCGGCUUCA
This is a messenger RNA of Oryzias melastigma (Indian medaka), 1507 nucleotides long. Its product is annotated as troponin I, fast skeletal muscle. Gene Ontology annotation, biological process: muscle contraction. Gene Ontology annotation, cellular component: troponin complex. NCBI's taxonomy places the organism in Eukaryota, Metazoa, Chordata, Actinopteri, Beloniformes, Adrianichthyidae. The record is from RefSeq and is a predicted model, not a curated record. Bases 213 to 737 code for a protein of 174 amino acids. The transcript is spliced from 7 exons.